GUACUUUUAGCAGCUUCAGUGUGCACAAAGGAUGGGAAAGGCAGUUCGUCGAAAUGACUAAGUCCCGAAUCGAAGGUCUUAUCGCCACAUUUCCUAAGCUGCUUACUGAAGGCAAGCAGCACACGUUUGUCGAGACCGAUUCCGUCCGUUAUGUCUAUCAGCCACUGGAACGACUGUACGUCUUGUUGAUAACCACAAAGGCUAGCAACAUUCUUGAAGACCUGGAAACGCUACGUCUUUUCGCACGCAUAAUUCCGGAGUACGCUUGUGGUACAGAUGAAUCGGAUAUUUUGAAUAAUGCAUUUCAGCUCAUCUUUGCUUUCGAUGAGAUCGUCGCACUUGGCUAUCGAGAGGACGUGAACCUGGCACAGAUACGCACCUUCACUGAGAUGGAUUCACAUGAAGAGCGUGUGUUCCGUGCUGUUCAGGAGUCCAAAGAGCGCGAAGCAAAAGAAAUGAUGAAACAAAGAGCACGUGAUUUGCAGUUGGCUCGUCAGGAGGCUGCAAAACGCGGACCUGGGAGUGGCGGCAGCUCAUUGAACACACUUCGGUCCUACAAAGGCAGUAACGCAGGUUUCGGGAGCGAUGAUGCCAGAUCCGGUGAGUGCUAA
Messenger RNA from Dicrocoelium dendriticum, 611 nucleotides. The record is from the annotation of a GenBank genome assembly. NCBI's taxonomy places the organism in Eukaryota, Metazoa, Platyhelminthes, Trematoda, Plagiorchiida, Dicrocoeliidae.